CAAAAUAAGAAAAAGAAGAAAGACAACUCUGUAGAAGAUUUGUGAAAAUAAAUUGUGUCGACAAAAUGCAAUUCGAAGAAGCUGUCAGUCAGUUUCAGACUCUUUUAUCGAAUGUUAGACAGACAGACAUUGAAAAGUUUCUAAUAUGGUCCAAACAAACCAUAAGUGGUCUAUUGGAGGAUAUGAGUGAAGGAGACAAUGCUGAUGUUGUGAUGAAUAGUAUAAGAGAAGGUAUACGCCAGAGCUUGCCUAUUGAAGGAAUGACGAAAACAGAACAUGUUGUCACCCCUAAACAUGGUCCUAAUGCGGACUGCAACCCUGCUACUACAGUACAUGUUGAUGCGUUCCUGUAUGAUGAAGACACAAUAGAUGAGAUGGUUGAGGAAGGAACAAUGUCAAGAAAUUACUGUGUAAACUGUUUGUCAAAGCAAGUGAAACCACUCACAUUUAUCACACAUUCUGCCUCACUACCCCAAAUAAAGUUUAUGUUCCAGUACUUGCUGGAGGAUCUAAGAAACAAGACUGUAUUAGAUGUAGGUUCUAGAACUGGGGCUGUUCUGUAUGGAGCCUAUCUGUACAGUGAGGUAAACAGUUUAGUAGGUGUAGAGCUGGAUCCUACAUUCUGUGAGUUACAGAACAAAGUUAUACAGCAGUUUAACAUGACAGAUAGGAUAAAGAUAAUCCACAGUGACAUACUGCAGCAAGUGGAACUAUUGCAGAAUAGUGAUGUUGUUAUCCUGAACAACGUGUUUGAAUUCUUCAUGGAUGACGAUCAGCAGUUGAAGUUAUGGAGUUGUAUGUGUCAGCACAUAAGGAAGAAAGAUACUGUGAUCAUAACCAUACCUAGUAUAGAGGAAUCCCUCUCAAACUUACAGGCACCAAUUGAUAUAACAAGUUGGCUGAAACCUAUAGACAUCAGUCAUUUGAAAGAACAAGCUGUGCUGAAAUAUUUUAACAAUCCUGAAGACUCGGAUCUUGAUGAUAUACAUAUGUACCAAGUUUUAUUAUAAAUAGUAACAAAUGCA
Molecule: messenger RNA, 1025 nt
Organism: Mercenaria mercenaria
Lineage: Eukaryota; Metazoa; Mollusca; Bivalvia; Venerida; Veneridae
Exons: 9
Coding region: 66-1010 (314 amino acids)
Molecular function (GO): S-adenosylmethionine-dependent methyltransferase activity
Source: RefSeq, a predicted model, not a curated record